UCCCCAAUCAGUUAUAUUUCUCAGCUCGUGGUGUAUAGACGUGGAAAGCGCUAGUGUGGAGUCAAAUUAGUAAUAAAAAAUUAUACACAACUCUGUCAAGUGCAAUAUAAAUAUUUUACUCACAUACAAUGAGAAAUCAGUGAUUCUUGUUCAAAAAAAAAAGGAAGUUAAAAGUGUUGGAGUGGAAGAAGGCAGACGGAACGACAAACACAACAAAGAAAUACGAAUAAAAAUAAUAAUAACAAUAACAACAAGCUGAAAAAGAGGAAGUGUGCUGUAAUAGCGGCAGCAGCUAAACUGCACAGCAACGUUCAAAAGAUAUUAUUUAUUACCAGAGACAAAAACAACAACGACAAAAACGACAACGAACACAACUGAAAAAAAGCUGACUGCUGCAAUCGACUGCUAACUAAAGUGAAAUAUAAAUGAAAGAAAAACGCAAAAAAACAACAACUAUAACUAAAUCCUUAUAGGAAAAUUAAAGGAGAAAAGACAUUCAUUUAUCGAUUUUGCGCGUUUCGCGCAACGCAGUAGUUAUAGUCAACUAAACGACAGAAGCGGUUGUGAAAAAUUUGUAUAAAUACAGUAUUUUUAGCAACUCACUAAACAAAUCAAAAAAAUAUAUGCAAAAAUGCUAAAAUUAAACCAAACAAAUUCUAUAUUAAAUAAAAAAAUCAAAAUUCUUAAAUAAGCAAUAAAAAUAAAUUAAAAACAAAAUCAAAGUGAAUUUUUCAAACAAACAAAAAAUAAGUCUGCUAAAAUAUUAAAAAAAAAUAAGGAAAAAAUUUCAUUGUAAGAGAAAAAAGGCGUGUAGUAGUAGUAUAUAAUAUAAGUAAAGUGAAAAGUAAAAGUGCUAAAAUAGUGUAAAAAAAAGGUGAAACAACCAAAAAAUGUAGUUUGUCUUUUUUUGAAGUAAAAAAUAACAGUUUUUCCUUAAAUUAAGAAAAACUGUCAGCUAAAUUGAAUAUGAAAUGAAGUCUUUUAGAGUUAAAUAAAUUAUUAAACAGUAAUUACAAAAAAAAUUUAUGUGUAACCUUUUGCACAUUGUUUAAUUGAUAGAAAACAACAACAAUAAUAUUACUUCACAUACAUAAUUUUUAAUAGAAAUACAGAAGAACAACAACAAAUAAACAAAAUGUGGAUACCAUCAAACAACAAAUACGGUGUCGCUAUACACAAUUGGCUUGGUGAUGUACGUUUUGGUCUUCCUUUAGAUGUUGGAGAUUCGGUGGAAAUCUUGGAAGAAUGUCCAAAAUGGUUUCGCGGCACCUGUCCACGAAAAUCACGAGCUGUGGGAUUAUUUCCCAAAACUUAUAUACACAUAAAAGACUUAUCAAAAAUAGAUCCAGUGGUAGCCGAAUGUACACAGGUGUUAAGAGAAUGGUCGGAAAUAUGGAAGAAACUAUUUGUGGAUCGAGAAACUUAUAAAUUUCUUACAUUACGUAAAGUAAUGCUAUCGAUAUUGGAAAGUAGGCGUGAAUUGUUGGGAGCCACUUUGACACAAGAUCAAACAAUAGAACUACAAAUGACAGUCGUUUCAAAAAUAGACUGGGGCAAUAGAAAGCUUGGCCUUGACUUAGUACCCCGUGUGGGACCACUAGCAGUAGAUCCACAUAAUAUUGGCAUAGUUGGUUUACACAAUGUUCAUGUUACCAGUGCAGAUAAUGCAAAAGCAUCAUCGAGUCGUGGUACAUUACGGCGUAAAACGCAACGAAAAAUUCUCACACACCAUUUGUAUUUUUGCAUGCGAGAUUUUGGUUAUCGCAUUGCGGGCGGCGAUGACGCAGAAGUUUAUUUUUACUUAUAUGAUUCCAACAAUAUGAAGGCGUUGUCUGAACGAUUUUUAGUAAAGAUCUCUAAAGAUGGAUACCCCAAUUAUAUGGAAAGGAUGAAUAGUAAUUGUACUGUGUUCACAGAUUUAGGAGCGGCUGAUUUAAAUGAUGAACUCUAUUUAGUGGCUGUGGUAAUGCGUGUUGGCAAGAUUUUACCUUCGGAACCCGUAAAGAAAUCAGAAAAAUCCAACAAUAAUAUCUGCUGUAAUGGUCCAGCCUUGUAUAGGCGACCAUUUGGGGUGGGUGUUUUGCCGUUAGGAGAUUUUUGUCAUUUUGAUAGCACCAUAGAAACGGAAGAAAGAGAGCACAAUAUUAAAUUGGUUUAUAAUAAUGAUGAAAAGGAUUUUCAUCAAUUACCUGAACUGUUAAUUAAGAAAUCAAGCAGUAAAUACCAACCGAUUAGCACUGGCAGUCAGAGUAAUCAAGGCGUGAUGGUAUCUCUCAAACUGUUACAUGGUGGCUUGGGGCAGGCACGCCAAGAACAACCCUUGCUCUUCCAAGGUAGUACCAUUACAAGGAAAAUGGGUUUCCCAGAUGUCAUAAUGCCCGGAGAUGUACGUAACGAUAUGUUCAUUACUUUAGAGCGGGGUGAAUUUGAAAGAGGUGGUAAAAAUACGGCUAAAAAUAUACUUGUCACUGUAGUUGUAUUAGAUGUUGCUGGCAAUAUCCUUGCGGAAUGUUUAUGGGGAGCUUCUGGUAUGGAUUCACAAAAUUAUUACAAGUCAAUGAUUCUGUAUCAUCAGAAUGCUCCCUGUUGGAAUGAAAUGUUACGUUUAAGUGUACCCAUUGACAAGUUUUCUACCGCUCAUGUGAGAUUUGAGUUUCGUCAUUGUUCGACGAGAGAGAAAUCAGAUCCAAAAUUAUUUGGAUUUAGUUUUGCUCGUUUAAUGGAUCCCAGUGGUGCUACAUUGGCAGAUGGCCAGCAUGAAUUGUAUGUGUAUAAAUGUGAAGACUCAUCAAAACUAACGACAGCCAACUAUUUGAUAUUACCAUGUAAGCCAAAAGAUUCACAUGCCAAAGUGGAGUGCAGUUCAAUAUUCCAUAGGAGUUCUAAGGAAGUGUUCGUAAUGAAGUCUUUAUUAUGUUCCACCAAACUUACGCAAAAUGUUGAUUUACUGUCACUGCUGCAAUGGCGUGCUCAUCCUGAAAAGAUACAAGAUUCCUUAACUGGAGUAUUGCGUUUAAAUGAUGAAGAAUUGGUGAAAUUUUUGCAAGACGUUUUGGAUGCACUCUUUGCCAUGUUUUCCAAUGAGGAGGGCAAUAGCACGCAACAUUCCGGUUUAGUAUUCCAUGUUCUUGUGAGCAUAUUUAGCUUGUUGCAAAGCAAUAAAUUUCAACAUUUUCGUCCCGUCAUGAAUGAAUACAUUGAAAAUCAUUUUGCCGCUGCUUUAGUCUACAAAGGUCUGAUAACAUCUGUGGAGCAUAUGGCCGUUUUUAUGACAAAAGCAGAACAUCCGGAUCCCUUUCAGAAAUGUUUUGGUUCUUUAGAAUAUAUUUUCAAACUCUUGAUACAAUCUAGAAAAUUGUUUGCUCGAGCUACCGGUGGCCAAUAUGAGGAUUCAUUUCGUAGAGAUUUACAUUCAUUAUUCACUGCUUUAAAUGGUAUGCUAGCAGUACCUUCGUAUGACGUCAUUAUACCCACUCAGGAGGCUUUAUUAAGUUCGACUGGUGUUGUUUUGGAACAAUUAAAAGAUACACUUCCAGCACCCGAAUUAGGUAUGCUGGCUCGCAAUAUGUUAGAUGCCAUACCAAGGGAUGCUCCCAUACGUUUGGUGCAAGCAAAACUUCAAGCUGUAAAGGAUUUAGUAUCAGGAGAACUAUUUCACGAGGAUGAUUCUCGCACUGUUAUCCUAUCUGUGGCAUGUAAACACUUACGAAUGCAUCUAAGCCGUCGUGAUGAACUAAAACUUUGUGCCGAAAUUCUGUCGGAAAUUUUAACACAUCUCUACGAUUUACAAAAGGAACAAAAAGACAAAGUCACAAAUACCUUACAACAUGACUUGGACUCGUUGUGUAAAAAUAUUUUGGGAAUUUUAAUUAAAACUAUUAGUAUCAUUUUGGAAGGAUCUAAUUCUGUGCUACCUCAACUUGUAGCCUGUUUGUUGGGCCUCCUACAGCUCUUAGAUGAAACACAUUACAAACGUUAUUGGGACGAAUUAAGCCCCAAUAAAGAUCCUCGAGAUCUGAAAGAAUUUUUAGCCAAAUCAUUGUUAGUAUUCGAAGAACUACUAUCACAAGAUUGGUUGGUAUAUCCGCCGGACUGGUUAAUCAUGAAAUUAGCCUGCAAUGAUGUAUUACGUAAAUCCUUGGAAGAGUUUGCUAAACCCUUGGUAUAUCGCUUCUUGGGCUCGAAGUCAUUUGAUUCCCAGCUGUGGUGGACGUACUUUACUUUAGCUGUAACAUUCUUAACUCAACCCUCACUACAGUUGGAAAAAUAUCGUGAACCAAAAAGACGCAAAAUUUUACAUUCUCAUGGUGAUAUGCGAGUUUUAAUGGGUUUUCAAAUACUGAGCAUGUGGUCUCAAUUAGGAGAACAAAAAUUACAUUUUAUACCUUCAAUGGUGGGACCAUUUUUAGAAGUCACUUUAGUACCCGAACCGGCUUUAAGAAAAGCUACACUAACAGUAUUCUACGACAUGAUGCAGUGUGAGCAGAGUGCCCGAGGAUCUUUCCGUUUAGUUGAAAGUGAACUUAUUGAUAAAUUAGAUUUAUUAAUAAGUGAAAAUAAGGGCGAUGAUGAAUAUCGUGAACUUUUCAGCACCAUGGAACAUCUAAGUUUAGUUCUUCUUGAAAAAGUUCAAAAUGAAAAUCCAACUUGGAGGGAUGCUGGUACUGCUUUUAUAGCAUCGGUAACACGUCUACUAGAACGAUUAUUGGAUUAUCGCAGCGUCAUGCAAGGUGAAGAGAAUCGGGACAAGCGCAUGUCCUGCACAGUCAACUUGUUGAAUUUCUAUAAAAAUGAAAUCAAUCGCAAAGAAAUGUAUUUGAGAUAUAUUUACAAAUUACAUGAUUUACAUUUACAAGCUGAAAACUAUACUGAGGCAGGUUUUACUUUAAAACUAUACGCCAAUAUGUUAGCAUGGGAUCGUGAGUCAAUGGUGAUACCUUCCAAUGAUACUGUAGCAGAACCGGAAUGGCAACGUAAAGAAAAAUUAUAUCAUCAGAUACUCAAAUAUUUUGAUAAAGGUAAAUGUUGGGAAAAAGGUAUUCCUUUAUGCAAAGAAUUGGCUUUGCUUUAUGAGACGAGACGUUUCGAUUAUAAUAAACUAAGUGAAAUUUUAAUAUUAGAAGCGAAGUUUUUUCAAAAUAUUUUAACUCAACUGCGACCAGAACCAGAAUAUUUUAGAGUUGGUUUUUAUGGCUUAGGAUUUCCAUUAUUCGUAAGAAACAAACAAUUCGUUUAUCGUGGCUUGGAAUAUGAACGCAUUGGUGCUUUUACACAACGCUUACAAACCGAAUUUCCUACCGCACAAAUUUUAACUAACAAUAGUGCUCCGGACAAUUCUAUCUUAACUGCUUCUGAACAAUAUAUACAAAUUAGUUAUGUUCGUCCUGUAGCAGAUGCACAAGCUUUAAAAACUGCCAUGGUUACAGUUCCCGAGAAAAUUGCUCGUUUUUAUGAAGUAAAUGAUGUUAGUCGCUUCAUAUCAGAUCGUCCUAUUUACAAAGGUACUGUAGAUAAAGAUAACGAAUUUAAGUCGUUGUGGAUAGAACGCACAACCCUUGAUAUAGCCUGUCCAUUACCUGGUAUAUUGAGAUGGUUUGAGGUGAAACAUAAAUCAGUGCAAGAACUGACCCCAGUCGAAUUUGCUUGCGAAACUAUGAACAAUGUGGGCAAAGAACUGUGGGAUUUAAUAGUGCAAUAUCGUAAUGAUCCUAAACGUAAUAUAAACCCAUUCUCUAUGCGUUUACAGGGCAUUAUAGAUGCAAACGUAAUGGGUGGUAUAAGUAAAUACCAAGAGGCCUUUUUCACUGAGCAAUUCCAUAAAUCUCCCCAAGGUCAGGGACAACAGGCCAAUGUACAAAAACUAAAGGCCUUAAUUUUGGAAAAGAUACAAAUUCUAGACCAAGCUCUCGAAUUACACGGCCAACUAGCACCCGCAGGUGUGCAACCGUUGCACAAUCGUUUAUUGGAGAGAUUUUCACAGCUGAAACAAAGUCUUUCGGGUUUGGGACGUCUAAAGAGGCAACAUUCUGAAAGUAUUGUUAAUACUCCACUACCACCAUUGCCUACAGAGAAAAGAACCAUGAGUUUAGGUACCAACAGUGGACCCACCUCACUGAUAUCAGCCUCGAAUUAUUAUGAACACGACGAAAUAUAUACUAGGCCUGGUGAAACUUUAAGACCAGUCGAACCAUCUAGCUAUAACAAUUCCUAUCAAACCUUGAGCAAAGAAAAUUUAUGCAUUGUUGGAGAUACAAGAGUAGAACCUCAGAAUGCCCCUCCUAUACCCAAUCGUCCUCGAUCUCAAAACUUUAGUUCAAACAUGUCAUUAGAUGGACCUGAAGUUCCACCCAAACGAAAUAUCAAUUUGCCGGGAUCUCCUGGUGCACCUCCUUUACCACCUAGAGGCAUAACACCCGACAAACGAGCCUCAAAUCCCAUGAUAUUCAAUGAUUUUUCAACCGAUUCGCCGGUAUCAAGUAUGCCACGAAGGCCACAUUCCACAUCACACCAACAUAAUCAAAAGUACGCUGUUGUCGAUAUCAGUUUUGAUGAUCCCGAAGCUGAUCAGGCUCCACACUCUCUAACGCACACUCAUAACUGUCAUAAUUCUGACUUAAAUCAUUUAAAUGUUACAUAUGCUCCCAAUGAUUUUAGGGAUUCGGGCAUAUCAACUGCCAGUGCACAUGAAUUGAAUCAUUUAAAUAAUCUAAGUGAAGAAUCUUCCUCGAAUUCCUUAAGUACGGUACAUCAUCGUGAUCAUUGUCGCAUGUCUUCGAAUGGCAGUAUGGAUGGUUCAUAUGCCGUCAACUCAUUAAAUAUCAAUCAACGGGAAAAUUCAGCCAGUUCAUUUGAUUUGGAGGAAGUGCCCAUGCCGCCACCACCGAUACCUCCAAAAUCAUUAAACAUCAUAGCCACGCAUGAGUCAUCCAUUGAAUCGGGCCCAUCCACACCACCAUUAUUAACAAAUCAAGCUCAAAACGCAAAUCAUUCCCAUUUACAUCAUCAUCAUCACCACCAUCUACAUCAACAACAAAAUGGCCACAAUGAUGGCUAUGUAUCACCAAAAGCCACACCUGUGGCCACUGCACACGACAUCAAUGAAUCUCAGGGUGAUGUUGGCAACACUUUUUGA
Calliphora vicina (urban bluebottle blowfly) is the source of this 7132-nucleotide messenger RNA. It is a transcript of the gene spg, whose product is annotated as dedicator of cytokinesis spg. Lineage: Eukaryota; Metazoa; Arthropoda; Insecta; Diptera; Calliphoridae. The record is from RefSeq and is a predicted model, not a curated record. Gene Ontology annotation, biological process: small GTPase-mediated signal transduction. The coding region runs from base 1136 to 7132 and encodes 1998 amino acids. The transcript has 13 exons. Gene Ontology annotation, cellular component: plasma membrane; cytoplasm. Gene Ontology annotation, molecular function: guanyl-nucleotide exchange factor activity; small GTPase binding.